Molecule: messenger RNA, 904 nt
Organism: Papaver somniferum (opium poppy)
Lineage: Eukaryota; Viridiplantae; Streptophyta; Magnoliopsida; Ranunculales; Papaveraceae
Product: 40S ribosomal protein S10-3-like
Exons: 5
Coding region: 109-648 (179 amino acids)
Cellular component (GO): cytosolic small ribosomal subunit
Molecular function (GO): RNA binding; structural constituent of ribosome
Source: RefSeq, a predicted model, not a curated record
GAAGGCAUUUUCUCUAAGGUUUCAAGCCUUUGCAAUCUCAGCGAGAGAGAGAAAGAGAAGAGAAAACCACAGAAGAAAAGCUUCCGUCUUCUCCAACUAACCGCAACCAUGAUUAUGUCCGAGAAGAACCGUCGUGAGAUUUCAAAGUACCUCUUCCAAGAGGGAGUACUGUAUGCAAAGAAGGAUUUCAACUUGGCAAAGCAUCCAGACAUUGAUGUACCAAAUCUACAAGUGAUUAAGCUUAUGCAGAGUUUUAAAUCAAAGGAAUACGUUCGAGAGACAUUCGCAUGGAUGCAUUACUACUGGUUUUUGACUAAUGAUGGUAUUGAGUUUUUGAGGACUUACUUGAAUCUACCAUCUGAGAUUGUGCCUAACACUUUGAAGAAAUCUGCUCAAACUGGAAGAGCACCACAGGGUGACAGACCUAGGCGUAAUUAUGAAGGUGGUGACAGACCUAGAUUUGGUGGUGACAGAGAUGGAUACCGUGGUGGUCCAAGAGGGGGAGCACCAGGGGAGUUUGGAGGAGAUAAGGGUGGUGCUCCAGCAGAGUAUCAGCCACAAUUUAAGGGUUCAGGAGGUAGGGGUGGUUUCGGUCGUGGUGGUGGUGGUGGCUUUGGUGGUGGCGCCGCAGGAUCAGGUCUUCCUUAAGUUGGAUAUUGUUCCUUACGAUGCUGUCAGGAGCAUUUGUUUUUGGGUCAGAGCUUAAAGAUCAAUUUCUGUUGUGAAACCGUCUACUUUGUUGUUUAGCUCCGAAAAGAUUGUUUAGUAUAUGUUGAGGUUAAAUUAAUUCCGCGACUUCCAAGGUUUAGAUUUCAGUAUUUAUGUGCUUUUUCUUUUUUACCAUUUCUUUAGUGAAUUUCAUUUACUACUCCACGCCCAAACUCUUAAUGACAGUUUCUGAUGA